GCAGCAGUGACAGCUCUGUAUUUCUCAACACUUCCUCUUAUCCCAGAACUAAAGUCAACCUGGAUUUUCUGACCACACCUGCAGAAGUAUCGCCUGGAUGUUAACAGGCAUGGCUGUGUUUGAGAACUGCUCUGUGCUGUUUGAGCUGAAAGCGUUGCCUUACAAGGAGAAGAAGGAGCUGAAAUCAGCAAUAACAGAGAAUGGAGGCAACAUUUCCUUUGUUGUCAAUAAAAAGUGCUCUCUGAUAGUGACCAAUGAUGUAUCCAACCUGAGCUCCAACAGGCUGCGUAGCAUCCAGAAAUACCAAACGCCUGUGGUCGGGGUGGAAUAUGUGAACAGCUGUCUGGAGAAGGGAGUUAUUCUGCCUGUGGAUGAAUACAAGCUGGACAUUUCCUCUCCCUCUGUGUUCUCUCCUCCUCUUCCCCCCUCCUCACCAAGGCGUAGUCCAAUCUCACAUCAAGUGUCCAAAGUACCAUCGAGCAACACCGAGCUCUCGAAGAGGGAAGAGACUUCAGGGAAGAGCAGAAACAUCUUGGAAAAGUUCAGAAUUUAUACUGAAACUGAUACGACUCUUCCAAAGUACCCGGAUAAUUUUCAAGUGGCAAAGUAUUCAAUCUUUGAAAAGAUAAACAGCAGGACGUGGUGUGUGCUGGAGCUUCAGAGUUACAGAGGAGAGACAGGAUGCCGCUACCGGGUGGUCAGGUACUGGAAGGACGAUAUCGGAGCCAAGGAGGCGGCGGUGAGGGAUAUGCUGGUGCACCUGUCCACCUCAGAGGAAGCUCUGGAGGUCUACAAGACCCUGAGAGAGACCCUGCAGGCUGAUGGUCUGCAGCUGAGGAACAACACCCCCCCACAGGCCCCAGACCUCGGCUCCGACCCCCUCCAGCUGCUGCUGCUGGAGGAGCAGCUGAACACAGGAAGCUUAUCACAGGAAGUGGGAGUGUUUGUGGAGCUGCUGUGGACCGAGGCCCUGGGCUGCCUCGGCAACAUCCUCACAGUCCCCAUCAACAAGCUCAGCCUCAACGAUGUGAGCAGGGUGGAGGGCUUGUUGCUCCAGGCUCAGAGGAAGCUGAAGGAGUCAGAUUAUAAUGAGGUUGUGUCUCUUAUUGAUGAGGUUUACACCCUGCUGCCGCACAAAGAGCCACGCCCCUUUCCUCCCACGGCCAAGUUCAUCUCUCAGAAACUGGAUCUCUGUCAGUUAAUCCGAGAUGUUCUCAACGUGAGUGAAAUGACCCUGAGGAGCCCCAUGCCCUCCUGCCUGGGGAAGUACCGCGCUCUGAGGUGCAGCAUUGAGGCGGCCCCCCCCGACACCCCCGAGCUUCAGGCUGUCACCUCCCUGCUGCAGGAAAGGAAGAUGCAGGUCAAACAGGUUCUGCGUGUCAGCCGAGGAGUGGAGCUCCAGACGUUUAAGAGUGAGUUUGGGAACGUUGGGCCCCUGCUGCACUCCUCCAGCCCCAGCAACUUUGUGGGAGUCCUGUCUCGUGGUCUGCUGCUGCCCCGUGUUGGAGUGGAGCAUCAUGGGAUUGAGAGAACAGACGCGGGUAAUCUGGGCAGUGGAAUCUAUUUUAGUGAUGACCUGAGCACCAGUUUGAAAUACUCCAAGCCCAGCGAGACAGACGGCUCUCGGCUGCUGUUGGUGUGUGAUGUGGCGCUGGGUCAGUGCAUGGACGUCCAUAAGAAAGACCUCACCCUGACCGAGGCUCCGGAGGGAUACGACAGCGUGCACGGGGUCCGCCGCACCCCCAACACUCACUCUGAGUUUGUGGACGAUGAGUACGUGGUGUACAGGCCCGAUCAGGUGAAACUGAAGUUUGUGGUCCAGUACAGUGUCGAGGGAGACGCACCGAAGGAGUUCAGUCCAAACAUCAACAUCUGCGCUGAGCCCUCUACGGACCGAGAUGAGAAGAUAACUGAGAAACCUGACAAUGAUAAGGAGCUCACGUUGGAUGAAAUUGAUUUCUGUACUAACCCUCUGGACGACAUGAGGUCUGGACUGAUGGACAGCUCAGGUCAGCAGCUCCCUCUGCAGGCCGUCCACGUGAAGUGCAAACUGAUGGAUCUGCUCUCUCAGGUCAUCAUCUUCCAGAAAUACACAAAUCUGAGCUCUGUGCCCAUCGAGGCAAAGUACGUCUUCCCCCUGGAGGAUUCUGCAGCAGUGUGUGGAUUUGAAGCUUUUAUUAAUGGGAAACAUGUGGUGGGACAGGUGAAAGAGAAAGAGACGGCACGCAGGGAGUACAAGCAGGCGAUAAAGAAAGGACAUGGAGCCUACCUCAUGGACCAGGACGCCCCCGAUGUGUUCACCAUCAGUGUGGGCAAUCUGCCGCCCAAUGCGACCGUCCUCAUUAAAGUCACGUUUGUGUCCGAGCUGGUCGUCACGGACGGGUUAAUUUUCUUCCAUCUCCCUGGGAGCGUGGCUCCGUGGCAGGAGAGUGCGGCGCUCAACCAGACCACACAGGUCACUGUGGAGAAGGUGUGUGUGAAAGAUGAGGCGAGAGAGUUCAGCCUGGACAUGUCGAUUGAGAUGCCGAAUGAGAUCACAAAGCUGUGUUGCAUCAGCCAUAAAGUCAAGAUCAAGAAAACCGACUGUAAGGCAGUGUUGAGCGUGCUGCCAGGAGAGGUCAUGGGUCCAGUUGGUUUCAUGCUGUCAGUCACUCUGUCGGAGGUCCACCUGCCCAGGAUGUGGGUGGAGAAACACCCCGACAAGGACAGCCAGGCCAGCAUGUUAGUUUUCUAUCCAGACUUUGAAGUGAACUCCGAGCGUGAAUCUGAUGAACUCGUCUUGCUGCUCGACACGUCGGAGUCCAUGAAGGGAGAGUCUCUCAUCUUGGCCCAGAAAAUCGCCCUGAAGGUCCUCAGCCAAAUCGAUAACAACACCAAACUCAAUGUCAUUUUAUUUGGCACAGAUCACAAAGACGCUUUCCUCACAGCACGGCCGCUCUUUGAAGCUCAACCGGCAGCAGAAACAUUUAUCAAGCUCUCCUCUCCAGUAGGGGGCAGCACUGAACUGUGGCGGCCCCUGCGAGCUCUCAGCCUGCUGCCUCCGUCCCGCGGUGUCAGGAACCUGCUGCUGCUGUCGGACGGACACAUCCAGAACGCAGAGCUCACCCUGCAGCUGCUCAGAGACAACGCCGAGCACAGCCGCCUCUUCACCUGCGGCCUCAGCCCGACAGCCAAUCGGCACAUGCUCAGAGCCCUGGCUCAGGCCGGGGGCGGAGCCUUUGAGUUCUUCGACACAAAAACCAAACACAACUGGACAGAUAAGGUUGCAUCUCAGCUGCAUCGUAUGGCGUCUCCCAGCUGCAGUUCAGUGUCAGUGAAGUGGCAGCAGUUCAACCCGACAGCGCCCCCUCCUGUUCAAGCUCCCAAGCAGCUCCACGCUCUGUUCAAUGACUGCCACACCCUGGUGUACGGCUUUGUGCCGCACUGCACUCAGGCCACCCUGCUCGGAAAUCUCAGCGGUCAGGAGCUCCAAACCAUGGUUUCAACCAGUGAGCUGCAGAAGACCAGAGGCACAUUUCUUCACAAGCUCACUGCGAGGGCCCUCAUCAGGGAUUACGAAGACGGAAGCCUGGAUACCAAUGAAGCCGAACAUGAGGGAAAGAAAGCGGAGCUGAAGCGCUUCAUCAUCGAGUUAAGCAAAGAGUUCUCCAUCCUGUCUCAGUUCACCAGCUUUGUGGCCAUCGAGGAAAGGGACUCAGAACAACCAGAGGAAGGCUUUACAGACAUCCCAAAGCUACUCGCCGAGGAAGAUGUGGACUUCCUCCCCUACAUGGGCUGGAUUUCUCCUCAGGUCACUGAAGAGGAGGACUCUGAGGAUUAUUCUGAAUUGAUGUCCGCAUGCUUAAUGGACUGUGGGCUCCAAGGGCCCUCUGAGGAUGAGUCUGAGGAUGAGUCUGAGGAUGAGUCUGAGGAUGAGUCUGAGGAGGACUCUGAGGAGGACUCUGAGGAUUAUUCUGAAAGGAGGUCCAAAUGCACUAUGGAGUGUGAUGAUGGUAAGGUGUUAGGGUUCCAAGGGAUCUCUGAGGAUGAGUCUGAGGAUGAGUCUGAGACUCUGAUUGGGUCUGUGUUUCAAAGUGGUCCAAUAAUCGAAAUGAAGCAUGGGGCCUCUCCCUUAAAACUGAAAAAAAUAAGAAGAGGGGACGUGGACACAUGGGCACCUCCAGCACCCCUGUGUGGCAUUGAAGUAACACUAGAUUCUUUUGAAACGCCUCUAGUGGAUGAAGAAAUGCAUUCGUAUUCAUCAUGCUCAUUUCAUCCUCCACCACCUCCUCCUUUCCACAUGAAGGAACUCGGCCAUAAAUCUCCUUUCCGUGCGCCUCUCCCUCAGAUCAGUGGUCUUCAAAGCCGCUCAUUUCAUCGUCAUGGACUAAUGGGAGCAGAAGUUCCCCGACACCACGGCAUUAUGUUCGGUGCACCGCAAGCUGCAACUCACUCAGAUGUGUUGAUGAAGAUGAGCGAUGAUGGGCCUGAACCUCCUGUCACAGGGAAAGCAUUUUCAUUCUCAACACAGAGACAUUCACUGUCCUAUUCUGCUCAUUCACUUCAACGCCAGUCCACCUCUCGAGACCCUCCAGCUCCCCCUCCUCCUACUCUUGGUCCAGCUCCUCCGCUAGCUGAAAUGUUACUUGGCUCUAAUGCCAUGUCGGAUCAGCGCAGUGGGUCACUGGUAGGACGCGCUUUCGGGAACAGAGCGCUAUCACGUUCCAAUCAAACAGGAACCUCCUCUGGUCUCUGGGAUGCAGGGAGGUUUGCACCCCAGGAAUGCAGCUUGAGUGUUUCCACCUCAACAACUGAAACAACUGAAUGUGCGACUGGAUCUCCUGUGAAAGGUCAGUCAGGAUGGUUUUCCAGUAGUGCAGAAUCUUUAUUCUCCAGACAAAGAGCAAACUUAUUUUCUGAUGAACAAGAAAUGUCAGGCUUUGGUCUCAGGGGUUGUGCGCUUGAAGAAGAACCCGUUAGACAAGAUCAGCCAAUGAAAGAUGCCCCUCCUGCUCCACUUGAUGAAGCAUCAGAUGUCCAUGUAGAGCGACGUAUGCACAAAUCCAGAGGUAGACCAUUAGCAAAGCCUGAAGAAGAUGGUCCCUUAUAUGGAAGUUCUUGGGGAGGACAGGUCCACAUGAAGGAACUCGCCCAAAAAUCUCCUCUCCGUGCGCCUCUCUCUCAGAUUAGUGGUCUUCAAAGGAUCACUCUCCGUAUGCCUCCCCCUCCUCUCUCAUUUCAUCCUCGAGAACAAAUAGCAGCAGAAGUUCCCCAACGCCAAAGCGCCAUGUACGGUACAACGCAAGCUGCAACUGAUUCAGAUGUGAUGAUGAUGAUGAUGAACGACCGUGCGCCUGAGCCUCCUGUCACAGGGAAAGCAUUUUCAUUCGGAAAUGCACUGUCCUAUUCUGCACAUUCACUUCAACGCCAGUCCACCUCUCGAGACCCUCCAGCUCCCCCUCCUCCUACUCUUGGUCCAGCUCCUCCGCUAGCUGAAAGGUUUUCCAGUAGUGCAGCAUCUUUAUUCUCCACAGCUCAGCUCUUAUUUUCUGAUGAACAAGAAAUGGCAGGCUUUGGUCUCAGGGGUUGUGCGCUUGAAGAACAAGAUCAGCCAAUGAAAGAUGCCCCUCCUGUUUCACUUGAUGAAGCAUCAGAUGUCCAUGUAGAGCGACGGAGGCACAAAUCCAGAGAUAGAUCAUCAGCAAUGCCUGAAGAAGAUGAGCCCUUAUGUGGAAGUUCUUGGGGAGGACGGGUCCGGAGUAAAGGUCUUUUUAAGUCUUCCAGGAUGCGUCAAUCAGCUGAUCAACCAUUCGAGAGGAAGUCAGCAGACCCUGAAGCGCUGAAGCUCAGAUGGACAGAGAUCUUCCAAAUGCAGCAUUCGGAGGGUUACUGGCAGUUCACCGCAGAGCUGGGUGAGCUGAUUAAUUUGGAUGUGGACCUCUUCGCCAACGUGUUCCUGAAAAACAAAGGCAUCCAGUCUCUGGGUGUGAAGGCCCAUGCAGACAUCCUGAAGCUGGUGGCGACUCUGCUGGUCCUGCAGCUGAUGAGAGAGGAGAAGAUAGAGGAGGGCAAACUGCUCCGCACCCUGUUCUGCCUGGACGACUCCCCUCUGCCCAGGCCUGAGCGUUGGGAGGAGGUGAAGAGGGCGGUGGACUGGGUCUGCUGGGCGGACCGGCAGUACCCGUGUGUCUACAGCCGGCUGGAGUUUGGAUUCAGCUGGGAGUCCUCCACCCGCCAGCUGCUUGGCUUCGAAGGCCUCCCUCCCUUCUCCGCUCUCAGGGGGCUGAACCUGCAGAAGACCGUCCCCCUGGUUCUGGUCCACUGAGCAGGAUAGUGAGAGGGAGGUUCACACCCCUUUGCCUUUUUAUGGGGAUUACAUCAUCUAUUGGAUGUAUUUGUAGCCCUUUUAUUGUCAGUGUGUUUA
This is a messenger RNA of Trematomus bernacchii (emerald rockcod), 6403 nucleotides long. It is a transcript of the gene parp4, whose product is annotated as poly (ADP-ribose) polymerase family, member 4. Gene Ontology annotation, molecular function: NAD+ poly-ADP-ribosyltransferase activity. Bases 98 to 6304 code for a protein of 2068 amino acids. Lineage: Eukaryota; Metazoa; Chordata; Actinopteri; Perciformes; Nototheniidae. The record is from RefSeq and is a predicted model, not a curated record. The transcript has 37 exons.